AUGAUUUAUUUUAUUUAUUUUUUGAUAGAUUUCGCAUGUUUAUUCGAAUUAGUUGGUCGAAUACCAAAUGCGACCGUUCAAUUGAAAAAAAUUUUUGAAAACAAUUUUCGUCCAAAAGGUAUUGAAUCUAUAGAACGAAUCAGUGCCACUGCAAUUGAUGAUCCUGAACUUUAUGUUAAAACAAUUCUUGAGAUUCAUGAAGAUUUGUCUAAUGUUGCACAAAAGUUUUUUCAUAAUAACGAACAUCUUAUAGAUUCUUUUAAUAAAGCUUGUGGAAAUUUUAUUAAUAAUAAUGCAGUAACAAAAGCUGCUGAUAAUAAAAGAAAAUCAGCUGAAUUAUCAGCUCGAUAUUGUGAUAUACUUUUACGAAAAGGAAUUGAAGCUGUAGUAGAGACAGAUUUGGAAGAAAAAUUCAAUCAGAUCAUGGUGGUAUUUAAUUAUCUUGAAGAUAAAGAUGUUUUUCGAAAAUUUUAUGAAAAAAUGUUAGCCAAACGUUUAGUUGGUCAACUAAGUGCUUCUGAUGAAUAUGAAGAAUCAAUGAUUUCUAAAUUAAAAGAAGUAUGUGGUUUUGAAUAUACAUCAAAAUUACAACGAAUGUUUCAAGACAUUGGUGUUAGUAAAGAUUUAAUUGAUCCAUAUCGAAAAUAUUGUGAAGAAAAUAAACUUGAUGAUAUUGUUGAUUUUUCUGUCAUGGUUUUCAGUUCAAAUUCAUGGCCGUUUGCCGCGCCAUCAAAUUUUGUUCUACCAAUUGAACUUAAAAAACCAUUUGAUAGUUUUACUAAAUUCUAUACCCAGCAAAAACAUACAGGUCGUAAGCUAACAUUGGUUCAUCAACAUUCAAAAGGAGAUUUACAAACAUUAUAUACUAAGCCAAAAUAUAUUUUACAUGUAUCAACAUAUCAAAUGGUAGUUUUACUUUUAUUUAAUAAAUCAUCAAGUUGGACAGUUGAAAGAAUGAAAGAUGAAACUCAAAUUGAAGAUGCUUUACUUUUACAAGUUCUUUGUGGUUUAUUGAAAAGUAAAUUAAUAACAUGCGCAGAAAUUAAUGUUGAUGAAUUUGACAAAGAUUUUAAAGAGACUGAUAUUAAAAUGAAUUAUAAUAUUAACAUAGCUGAAGAUUUUAAAAGUAAAAAAACUAAAAUAAACUUGAAUGUACCAUUAAAAUUAAUCAAACAAAAAGAUAUCGAAGAUUUACAUCGAACAAUUGAUGAAGAUCGAAUAAUAGUUAUUCAAGCUGCAAUCAUUCGAAUAAUGAAAGCUCGGCAAACUCUAAAACAUGCAUUAUUAAUGCAAGAAGUUAUACAGCAACUAAGUUCACGUUUUAAACCAGAAAUACGUGUGAUUAAAAAAUGUAUUGAUAUAUUAAUUGAAAAAGAAUAUCUUGAACGUCAAUCAAAUGAAAAAGAUGUUCUACGUUAUUUGGCUUAA
This is a messenger RNA of Rotaria sp. Silwood2, 1428 nucleotides long. The record is from the annotation of a GenBank genome assembly. NCBI's taxonomy places the organism in Eukaryota, Metazoa, Rotifera, Eurotatoria, Philodinida, Philodinidae.